AUGGGCGCCCAUCCGACGCGUCUCCUCCGGCCUGCGCUGCGUCCCGCGGGGGCUCGGCCAGCCCGCGUCCACAGAAGAAGCUUCGCCCAAACUGCUAGCAGGGCAGAAAAAAGAAACUCCUCCGCCAGGGAGACUCGUAACAGCGGAAAUAAAGAAGUACAUUGCUCCUCCCCCCGAUGGAGCAGAAACAGAAGAAGCAAGACCAACACGUACCGCGCAUCCAUUUUCCAUGAAGAAAUAACAGACAAAGAAAAUAUGAACAACAAUGAAAAGAUACUAAGAAUAAUACAGAGAAGCUCAAUCACCCAGUUCAGUGUGCAGGACUGCACUCUUUUCCUUAACUACCUCAUUCGCAAUAAGAGGAACAAAGACACACACAACAAAGUGAAGAACCUAUGUAGGCUGAAGCUCACUUCAUCUCUGUACAAAGAAGCUGUCACCAAGAUUGUAACCUCUGUACUUACCUAUGAGGAAAAAUAUUUUUCCUUUUUUUUCCAAAAAUUUGCUGAGUUGAGGGAUUUAAAUUCGAUGGAGAGGAUGUUCAUACACAUGCACACGAAGCAGUUGUUCCGAUAUUUGACGUUUUACAAUUUGGUCGAAAUUUUUUACAGCUUAGCUAUCCUCAACUUCGAGAGGGAGAGAAGCGAAGAGGCGUUGAAGACCGUCUUGGAUUACCUCCUCUCUAAUGUCAUUCACACAAAUGGACACUUAAGACACCUGGAGAAGAAGCUUAUUAACCAUGCCACUGUGCAGGGUGCAGAUGGCAGGGCUGUGUACAUACAGAGUUUCGCCAAACGCAGCCGCCAUCAAGAGGGUACUAUUCCCCCGGUGAAGAAAGCCAAGGGGAAAAAAACAACUAGCUUAGCCGUGCGCAAUGGAGAUGACCAGUCCAACACCCACUUCGACGUGAAAUCCCUCUCCAACGUCAUGCUGUACAAGCUAAUCUACGGAUUUGCGAAACUCAAUCGCAAGAGAGAACUCGUGAGAGAACUGCUCGUGUUACUCAUCCCAUACGUCCGAUUCAGACUUCAAAAUAUGGAAUACGUAUUCUCCAACGAGAUACCCGAUAUCAUCGUCAAGGUUUUAUGGUCAUAUGCAUUCCUACAAGUCAGACACGUCAAUCUCUUUCUCGAUCUGUCCCUCUCCAUUCAAGUCUCCAUAAACGAACUGAAGCUGGAUCAGCUCAAGAUUGUCAAAAACAUUUUCCUCAACUUUCUUAUCUUUGAUGAGUUACUACUGGAUACAUUAGAGGAGCUUAUCGAUCACAUGGAGGAGAAAUGUCCGAGCCUCCUCUCACAGCCGAGGAAGAAGCCGUUUAAGAGGAAAAAAAGGCGAGUGGCGCUCACGGACCAAGUCAAGCUCAAGUUGGAGCGGUGA
Plasmodium inui San Antonio 1 is the source of this 1377-nucleotide messenger RNA. RefSeq lists its product as hypothetical. The transcript has a single exon. The record is from RefSeq and is a predicted model, not a curated record. NCBI's taxonomy places the organism in Eukaryota, Apicomplexa, Aconoidasida, Haemosporida, Plasmodiidae. Bases 1 to 1377 code for a protein of 458 amino acids.